This is a messenger RNA of Fusarium subglutinans, 1962 nucleotides long. RefSeq names its product ankyrin repeat domain protein. The annotation marks the transcript as partial. The record is from RefSeq and is a predicted model, not a curated record. The transcript is spliced from 4 exons. NCBI's taxonomy places the organism in Eukaryota, Fungi, Ascomycota, Sordariomycetes, Hypocreales, Nectriaceae.
AUGUGUGGCCCUUCUGUAGAGAAAUCGCAUCCUUCGAUUCUGGUGUUCUGCCGUCAGAGCGAAUUCAGUUCACUCCAUAGCCUCCUCAACAGCAAGCAUUUGAAGCGUCAAUACGGACUUCGAGAAUCGUCACCCAAAUACUUUUGGAAAAGCUGGCGAAACAGUCCUACGAUGGUCCCUGAAGAAUCGCACAAACCAUUAUUCAAGCUCUACUUCUGGCGCCAAGCGAGACUGAGAACUUUGCUGUGGUGUGCUAAAACAAGAGUUCUCAUUGGAUCUGACGUUAUGCCUACGCUUGUGGAGUCGCAUUCCCUCUUGCACUCGAAUCUGACUUUGUGCGGCUCCAUCAUUUCUGUCAAUCAAGACCGCAGGAAAACUUCAACUCUAGGUUGCAUUAUUCAAGUAGGCUCUGAGUUUUACGGCCUAACUGCAGCUCAUGCCGUGAGGCAGUCUAGGGCAUACCGGACACCACCACUGAUCUCACCUACCGACGCAGAACUGGGUACAGACUUGGACUGUCCCAUGGCAUCACAUGUUCUGGGAAAUUGGCGAAAUCCAUUCAUGGCCUGCAAGAAUGCUGAGGCCGUAGAGUUGGAUGAUCAUUCAUACAGUGAAGAAGCAGUUGAUGAAAGGGUGGAAGACGUAGACUUUGUCACCGACGUGGAAUACGAAGACUUGCUGGAAGACGAUGAUAACCAUGGGGACGACUCGAACGACUUCGAUGGGUCAUCGGACCCCAAAGAUUUGUUCCACGAGGAGUACUUGAAUUCGGACACUCAAGAAGGGACGAUAGAGACGCAAGCAAUGGUUUCUAUCGAGUAUGAACAAGGUGCAUCGAAGGCUAUGGAUUUUGAUUGGGCCCUCAUCAGCUUACCGGAAAGGGGGCAAUGGCGGCCAAAUGCCUUCAUGAGCACCGCGACUUCGUCCCGUCCGUUGUUUUUCUCCGAGAUCGCGACAGCUUGCCCGGAGAAAGGCACAGCAGUUCUAAUAGUUACCUCGGUUCCCAAAUUGACUGGUCUCACAAACGGCGACUCCGGAUCAAUUGUCAUUGACGCUCGAACAAACGUUGUUUAUGGGCAUGUUGUGGCGUCAAACCCCCUUGGAGAGAUUUAUAUCAGCGCGAUCGGAGCCACAUCGGAGCAGAUUCAGAGCCAUUUUCCUGGCUCUAAGGUGCUGUUGCCUGAUCCCUUGACGCUAUUGACGGGGCUAGCGACCUUCGGGCACGAAACCAUGGGUAAUGCAGAGUAUACUCUUCCAGUAACUCCAACCGCAAAUAAGUCGUUGAAUUUCUCAAACUACCCGGAGUUCCACUACUCUCAUCAAUGCAGCGAAGAUUCCCCUACCAAGUAUGGAGUGAAUGAAGCAGAGGAAUCGCAACCCGCAAACUUAACCCUUGACUGUAAUGCCGUAGAGCUUGGUCUAGGGCAAUCCGUAAGGCACCGGGCAGACAGCCCAGUUCCCCACUCCAGCGGCAAGGAAGAAUCCGGCCUGGGCAAACUUGCACGAUCUUCAGCCGAACCGGCGCCUUCUCGUCCCUUACCAGGACCAUCGAUCCCAGUUGUGAUUUCACAAUCAAUAGGUGGUCGUGAACUGGAUGGCAAUGGUGAUACUGAAGCGGCCCUAUCAUCGAAACUUUCGGACGAGGCGGAGGCUGACUCAAGUAUCAAGCCUGAUCCGGAUGCCACAUCGCCCACAGAUUGCAGGAUUAUCGGACACUUGCGCACCCGCCCGCAGGGGAUCGAACAGGACCUCUCGAGCACAUAUAAUGCCGCUCUCAGUAAGUUUCCAAGCUUUCAGAAUGACAUGAUAGGCACGAAUGAGGAUCCGGAAGAGUUGCCGCAGCAGGGCAUAUUCCCUCAGCACGUUGAAGCAGCGGUUACCCAACCAAGAGCGCAUGGAGAACUUGACCUGGGGCAUGAUGCACAUCAGUCUGCGAAAGUCAAAGGAACAGGAAGAACCGAG